ACGGUGACGCAUCGGUGGGCGCGCGGUUGGGUGGCGGUGGGCGCGCGCCGGCGGCGAUGCGGUAGCGGCGGUUGGAGUGGCGGGGACCCCGGGAGGCGACCAUGACCCAGCAAGGCGCGGCGCUGCAGAACUACAACAACGAGCUGGUCAAGUGCAUUGAAGAGCUGUGCCAGAAGCGGGAGGAGCUGUGCCAGCAGAUCCAGCAGGAAGAAGAGGAGAAGCAGCGGCUGCAGAACGAGGUGCGGCAGCUCACUGAGAAGCUGGCCCGAGUCAACGAGAACCUGGCCCGCAAGAUCGCCUCCCGGAACGAGUUCGAUCGGACCAUCGCAGAGACCGAGGCCGCCUACCUCAAGAUCCUGGAGAGCUCCCAGACUCUGCUGAGUGUCCUGAAGAGGGAAGCAGGGAACCUGACCAAGGCCACGGCCUCAGAGCCGAAGAGCAGUGUGGGCAAGGACAGCUGACAGGGCCCCAGGUGGGGAGAGGCCUGUCUCCACCUCCUCCACUGACAGUGUGGUCUCCAGCGGGUCUGUCUGCAAAGCGGCAGCUGCCAAUCUCCACGGCCCCUGGGCGACCAGGCCCUGGGGCAGCCCACCAGGUGGGAGGGGCCCUAGCCAUGUGCUAAAGCAGACAAUGGGGAGGGUGGGCUCUGGCUGUGCUCUGCUGGGGGCCAGGAGCCCCCACCCCCUCACUGGGCCACGGGGAGGCCCUGCUUCUGGUCUCUCAGCAUUGUGGGAGAGCCCUCGUGUCCUUCUGCCAGCGGGUGCCCAGGCCUGGCACCUGGGCAGGGACAGGAGCCCUCCUUCAUCCCCGAGUUCACACUGGUGGCUGUGACUGUUAAUAAAGGUUGUGUUUUUAAAGAUU
Messenger RNA from Phyllostomus discolor (pale spear-nosed bat), 861 nucleotides. RefSeq names its product SS nuclear autoantigen 1 (gene SSNA1). The record is from RefSeq and is a predicted model, not a curated record. Gene Ontology annotation, cellular component: centrosome; ciliary basal body. The transcript has 3 exons. Lineage: Eukaryota; Metazoa; Chordata; Mammalia; Chiroptera; Phyllostomidae. Bases 102 to 461 code for a protein of 119 amino acids.